Trichosurus vulpecula (common brushtail) is the source of this 3774-nucleotide messenger RNA. RefSeq names its product ADAMTS like 2 (gene ADAMTSL2). Gene Ontology annotation, cellular component: extracellular matrix. Gene Ontology annotation, biological process: extracellular matrix organization. The record is from RefSeq and is a predicted model, not a curated record. The transcript has 19 exons. Lineage: Eukaryota; Metazoa; Chordata; Mammalia; Diprotodontia; Phalangeridae. The coding region runs from base 11 to 2902 and encodes 963 amino acids.
AGGAUGGGGGAUGGAUGCUGGAUGGCGCCAUUCGGGUUGGGGCUUCUUGACCUGGUCUCCAUUGAAGGGUCUAUUGGCUGUGGUGCUGGUAGCUGGGAAUGUCAUGCUCGUUAUUGCUAAGGGUAAUGCCCAGACCUCGAAUAGCUUAGAAGAAGGAGCAGAUGCCACGGCUUACUGGUGGGGAGAGUGGACCAAGUGGACAGCUUGCACCAGAACCUGUGGUGGAGGAGUGAAGUCUCAGGAGAGACACUGUCUUCGGCAGAGGAGGAAGUCCGUCUCAGGACUUGGGAACAAGACCUGCACAGGCACCUCCAAGAGGCACCAGCUGUGCAAAGUACAGGAGUGUCCUUCUGAUGGAAGAAGCUUCAGGGAGGAGCAGUGUAUAUCCUUCAACUCCCAUGUGUACAAUGGAAGGACGUAUCAAUGGAAACCCUUAUACCCGGAUGACUAUGUGCACAUCUCAAGCAAGCCCUGUGACUUGCAUUGCACAACCGUGGAUGGCCAACGGCAGCUGAUGGUACCAGCUCGUGAUGGGACCUCCUGCAAAUUCAUUGACUUUCGAGGGGUUUGCGUGUCUGGAAAAUGUGAGCCCAUUGGAUGUGAUGGGGUCCUCUUCUCCACCCACACUCUGGACAAGUGUGGGGUUUGUCAGGGUGAUGGCAGCAGCUGCACACAUGUGACAGGGAAUUACAGGAAAGGGAAUGCCCACUUGGGCUAUUCCCUGGUAACACACAUUCCAGCUGGCGCCCGAGACAUCCAGAUUGUAGAACGGAAGAAGUCGGCAGACGUCUUAGCUCUUGCUGACGAAGCCGGCUACUAUUUCUUUAAUGGGAACUACAAAGUAGACAGUCCAAAGAACUUCAACAUCGCUGGCACCAUUGUCAAGUACCGACGGCCCAUGGAUGUGUAUGAAACCGGCAUCGAGUACAUCGUAGCCCAGGGUCCCACCAACCAGGGUCUGAAUGUCAUGGUGUGGAAUCAAAAUGGCAAGAGCCCUUCAAUUACCUUUGAAUACACUCUUCUCAGAAAGCCCCACUCCCAGAGCAUCCAGCCUGUCUACUAUACCUUCUCCGAAACUGCUUCAGAGAGUGCAGAGAGCCGGGAAUUUGAUGGUGAGGGGCUGGUGGGCUUUGUCCAGCACAACGGCAGCUACUAUGGGAAAUCGUCAAAGGAAAGGCUAGAUCUAGAGAACCAGCUGUUUGGCCAGCAGGGCCCCUCGGAGGAUCUCAACCUGAGCAAGGGCCAGGAGACCAAUGAGGUGUACGAGAGGGCAGGAGGCACGGACUGCGAGGCUCCGCUGAGGGGCAAGGCCUUCCGAGAUUCAAAUACUACCCAGGUGGUUCAUACGGGAGAGAAGGAGGAUCAAGACACUGAUGCUCACUUUGCCUCCCAGGAGUUCCUCUCAGAAAAUGCCAUCUCCGACCAGCUUUUGGGCAAGAGCUCUGACUCUAAGGAGUUUGUCCUGAAUGUAACAGUGAACAGCAUUUUUGCUCAAGGGGACCCCCAUCACCCAGGGAGCUCCCCCAUGGACAGCCUCUAUUUGGACUAUGAGGAAAAUGAAGGAGCUUACAUCCUCAAUGGCACCUACUUGGAGCUGAGCAGCGAUAGGAUGGCCAAUACAUCCUCAGAGACACCGUUCCCCAAUGCUAGUGCGACCCUACCUAGUUCACCGGGAAACAGGACACACAAAGCAAGGACCAGGCCCAAGUCCAGGAAGCAAGGUGUGAGUCCUGCUGACAUGUACAGGUGGAAGCUCUCUUCCCACGAGCCUUGUAGCUCCACCUGCACAACAGGGGUCAUGUCAACGUAUGCCAUGUGUGUCCGUUAUGAUGGGAUUGAGGUCGAUGACAGUUACUGCGAUGCCCUGACCCGCCCGGAGCCUGUCCACGAGUUCUGUGCUGGGAGGGAAUGCCAGCCAAGGUGGGAGACCAGCAGCUGGAGCGAGUGUUCUCGAACCUGUGGGGAGGGUUAUCAGUUCCGCAUUGUUCGUUGCUGGAAGAUGAUCUCACCCGGCUUUGACAGCUCUGUGUACAGUGACUUGUGUGAGUCAGCAGAUAUCACCCGGCCGGAUGAGCGAAAGACGUGUAAGAACCCAGCGUGUGGGCCCCAGUGGGAGAUGUCAGAAUGGUCAGAGUGUGCGGCCAGGUGUGGGGAGAGGAGUGUGGUGACCCGGGACAUCCGAUGCUCUGAGGAUGAGAAGCUUUGUGAUGCUAACACCAGGCCUGUGGCAGAGAAGAACUGCACAGGCCCCCCCUGUGACCGACAAUGGACUGUCUCAGACUGGGGACCGUGCAGUGGAAGCUGCGGCCAGGGGAGGAUGAUCCGACAUGUCUACUGCAAGACCAGUGAUGGACGGGUUGUGCCUGAGUCCCAGUGUAAUGUGGAAGCCAAACCUCUGGCCAUCCACCCCUGUGGGGACAAGAACUGCCCCGCUCAUUGGCUGGCUCAGGAUUGGGAGCGGUGCAAUACCACUUGUGGGCGUGGGGUGAAGAAGAGGAUUGUGCUGUGUCUGGAGUUGGCUAACGGGAAACUGAAGACGAAGAGCCCCUCUGACUGCGACAUCAGCAAGAAGCCCACGGAGGAGAGUACCUGCUUUGAGAGGCCAUGCUUCAAGUGGUACACCACACCGUGGUCUGAGUGCACCAAAACCUGUGGAGUAGGUGUGAGAAUGCGUGAUGUGAAAUGCUAUCAAGGGACAGACAUUGUUCGGGGCUGUGACCCACUGGUGAAGCCUGUUGCCAAACAGACCUGUGACCUGCAGCCAUGCCCUACAGAACCUCCAGAUGACAGCUGCCAGGAUCAGCCAGGGACCAAUUGUGCUCUGGCCAUCAAGGUCAACCUUUGUAGCCACUGGUACUACAGCAAAGCCUGUUGUCGUUCUUGUAGACCCACCCACUCCUAGGCUCCUUGGAGGAGAGACAUCCCCUUUCACCCUGGCCUGGACUGCCAUACUAAGAGACUGAAGGACUGGGGGGUGGCCCUGUGGAAGAGGAGCUCCCCAUCCCUUCUUUUAAUUGAAGCGCUUCCCGGUAGCUGGGAGCACAAGCCUGUGAAAAAUGAACAUUGGCCUUCUGCUUAUAGAGAAGGGACUUUGACCACACUCUGCCAAACCUCUUCUCCCUCACCCGAUCUCAAGGGAGAGAGAUCCACUGAUCACCUGCAUUGGGUUUCAAGGCUGGGAACCCUAAUCCAUGAUUCCUCACUACUAUAUGUUGGUAGUGUCUGGAUAGAUGGAAGGAUGUACAUAGGAUCUUGUAUAUUUGUUUCUAUAUUAGAUCGAAAUCCUUGUGGGGGUUUCUCCUCCAACCCUUGACCUUUGGUCGCCUGCCUCUAUGCCCAACUUCUUGUUUGCUCUUACAAAAGUCCAGAGGGAGGGAAGAAUCAGAGUAGCAUGUCUGGCAACCAAAGCAUCUUGGAAGGCGAAUGCCCAUCCUGUUGAUUUUAGAAGUUGCCUCAGAAUGAAAUCCUUUUGUCCCCUGAUGUUUUUCUGGGCCCUAGGGUGAGGGGUACCACAGGAGAAGAGAACAGAAGACUGUAAAAGUAGGUGUAUACUUUUCAGAGAAUUUUAUCUCAUAACCAAAUGUCAGUUUCAUAGUCCUUAUAAAAGAUCAUUGCUGACAGAAGUGUAUAUAAUGAAACGUACCUGCACUUUAUAUCACAAAAGACGCAUUUGUUUCUUAAUAUAUUUGUUUACAAACAGUGGAUUUUAUCCCUAUAAUCAUUAAUCAGUACUCAUCUGUGUAUGUUAAUAAAGUUGUUGUAUUUAUGAUUGCA